CUUUAAUAGACAGACUUUUACUGUGAAACGCAACGGUUGAACGUCCGGGUCGCUCGUUCACGAACAGGAACUGCUCUUAGCUUCUAUCCGUGGUUGUAAGUGAAAUAAGGCAAAAUGCAAACGUCUCUUGUGAACAUCGUUUCACUGCAGGUUUUGUUGUCGUUGACGUGUUUUCAAGAUGUUGUCGAAGCAGCCAGCGGGAAAGGCUUUGGAGAUAACAUCCACUGGAGGACGCUGGAUGACGGCAAGAAAGAAGCUGAGACCAGCGGGCUGCCAAUCAUGCUCAUCAUCCACAAGACCUGGUGUGGAGCCUGCAAAGCACUGAAGCCCAAAUUCGCUGAGUCCAAGGAAAUCGCUGAACUUGCACACAACUUUGUUAUGAUCAACCUCGAGGAUGAGGAGGAGCCAAAGGAUGAUGCCUUGAGCCCUGAUGGUGGAUACAUUCCUCGGAUUCUUUUCCUUGACCCCAGUGGUAAAGUCCAUCCUGAACUCGGCAACAAAAAUGGGAAUCCAAACUACAAGUACUUCUACAGCAACGCAGAACAUGUUGUGUCCGGUAUGAAGGAGGCGCAGGAGAAGCUGACGGGCGACGCCUACAAGCAGGGUCACACUGCAGACGAGCUGUGAGGAGGCAGAGCCGGGCAUCGGGCUGCAAGGCCACACUUCCACUUCCUGAGCUUCAGAGCGCCCGGUUUCACUUCCAAAUUAUACUCAUAUUUUAGACACUGAACCAAGCCAACCAUUAAAAUUGGUGGUUGAGUAUUUCUUUCUGUCUUGUACGUUUUUUUUUUCCCCAACACGAUUACUUGUUUUCCUGUCAUCGUCUUUGUUUUAAAACAUGUAUAUUUGUAAUCUACUGUUAUGAAAUACCAUGUACUGUACUUACUGCCUGUAGAGGAGGUAACCAACUCAAGCUAGCCAAGUUAACUAUCAUUAACUCUUAUUUUUGUACACUGUUGUAUGGAAACGUCACAUCUGGAAAAUGCCACGUUUAAGUAAAUUGCCUUGUAUGUCACUAGUCAACCAUGAUAUGAGUUAUUUUGGUUUUAAGAAGUUUCAGACACCUUGGGAGUCAAAACUUUGUAAUUCACUUUAACCAGUUGGGUUGUGUUUUUACCCAACAGCAAUGAUAAGGUACUCCUUUUGAUCAAGAUCAAAAGUGCUGCGAUGUGCUUCCAGAGAUCCUCUGCAGUAUGAUAAUUAUGUGCAACAGUAUUUCACCCUUGCACUGCAACAUGGGUUCUGUACUUCUGAUUUCUACUAUCCAUAAUCUUUAAAAUAAUCAUUUUAAACCCGCCGAUUUGUGCUAUUUAGAUCUAUCUGAAUGAGGGAUGGAAACAUUGGUUAUGUGUCUAGAUGUAUUUUAUACACGUACACAGCCAAGUGUGCAAAUAAAGUUUGUUGUACCGA
Messenger RNA from Cyclopterus lumpus (lumpfish), 1410 nucleotides. It is a transcript of the gene txndc12, whose product is annotated as thioredoxin domain containing 12 (endoplasmic reticulum). Gene Ontology annotation, cellular component: endoplasmic reticulum. Lineage: Eukaryota; Metazoa; Chordata; Actinopteri; Perciformes; Cyclopteridae. The transcript has 7 exons. The coding region runs from base 115 to 627 and encodes 170 amino acids. The record is from RefSeq and is a predicted model, not a curated record.